UGCACGUCGCCACACAGUCGCAAAUAAAGCAGAAAUGAACUUCAGCGCUUCUUGCGGCUCCAAAACGCACCAUUGAAAGCCGUAAUUCGUGUGAGAUACGGCAGGAUUUCUUGACUCCCAUAUGGCGGCGGCAUCGUCGUGGUUUCUCCUCGGCAUCCACUUGGCGUUACAUCACACGACAGUACCUCAACAUCCCCACCUUGGGGUACCGAACAUCAUCGUUGAAGAAUACAAGGGAUGGAUGUAUGCAAAGUAUGUGAACUCCAUACUCACAUCAGUGAUGAACAAAGUGACGGAAGCGGAGUGGAACUACGUAACGAACCUCACGGAGUACAACAAGCAUCUAAAAGUGGCCGCAUCGGUUGCCUUGAGGAAGCUGCAAAAGCAAAUUUCGAAGAACGUCGAACACUUCAGGUGGACAGAAUUUAGAAACCCAGUGACAAAAAGAAUUUUCGACAAAUUGGCGGGUCUUGGCGCCUCCGUGCUGUCUCACGAAAAGGAAGACGAGAUGACAAAGCUUAUCGCCGAGAUGCAGGAACACCACGCUUCAGCAAAAAUCUGUCCGCGGUACAGCUACCCUUAUCAGGACUGUCGUUUAUCUCUGGAUCCAGAGAUUAUAAAUACUAUGCGAACAUCGAGGGAUUACUGUGAGCUCCUCCACGCCUGGAAUGAAUGGCGUAGAUUUGCCGGGAAGCCCAUGCAGCAGAAAUUCCUGCGCUACGUUCAACUUCAAAAUGAAGCUGCUAUACUGAGCGGAUUUCACGAUGCCAGUGUCACGUGGAUAGGUGCCUACGAAGACGACGACUUCGAGCAAAAAAUGGCACAAAUAUGGGAACAGAUCAAGCCACUGUACAUGCAUCUCCACGCUUACGUGCGCUCGAAGUUACGUGAUGUGUACGGCUGGCAAAGAGUCUCGAAGUUCGGUCCUAUUCCGGCUCAUUUACUUGGUCACAUACACGCUCAAAAAUGGUCUGGAAUUCAGGAUAUCACUAUGCCCUAUCCGAAUAAACCGGCCAUCAACAUCACAGAUACCAUGUUGCAAAUGAACAUGACUGUGCUUAGCAUAUUUCGGUAUGCGGAGGAGUUUUUUACGUCCAUGGGCCUUCCCGCAAUGCCACGGACAUUUUGGACGCGAUCGGUUCUGGAAAAGCCGUGGGACAGGAAAGUUGUUUGUCAUCCUUCAGCUUGGGACUUCUACAUCAACGACGAUGUCAGGAUCAAGCAAUGUACGCAAAUAAACAUGGAUGACUUCCUGACGGCGCAUCACGAAAUGGGCCACGUGGAAUACUACCUCAAGUACGCCAAGCAGCACAUCGUCUUUCGAAAAGGAGCUAACGCCGGUUUUCACGAAGCCAUUGGAGAUACGAUUUCUCUUUCCGUGGCUACACCGAAGCACUUGAAAGCGGUUGGCCUCCUGAGGCACAGGUGGGAGGAUUACGAAACCGACAUCAACUACCUGUUUAGCAUUGCAUUAGAUAAGGUGGCCUUCAUUCCAUCUGCGUACGCCUACGACCUGUGGAGAUGGAAUAUGUUUAAAGGCGUCUACUCACCUCAUGAGUAUAACAAGGCCUGGUGGAUGCUGCUACUCAAUUACCAAGGCAUCUGUCCCGCCGUACGUCGGUCACCGGAUGACUUUGAUCCACCUUCAAAGUACCACAUAGCGGCUGACGUGCCGUACAUAAGGUAUUUUGUGAGCAUCAUCCUGCAGUUCCAGUUUUACAAAGCACUCUGCGAUGAAGCCAAUCACGUCGGUCCACUUCAUCAGUGCGAUUUUUACCACUCGAAGGCAGCUGGUAGACUGUUUGGACAUGUCAUGGAGAUGGGGUCUUCGAAGCCCUGGCCCGAAGUUCUGGAGAUUUUAACCAGAGGGAAGACACGAGACCUGGAUGCUGGACCACUCCUGGAGUACUUCAUGCCGCUGUACAGAUGGCUCAAAGCACGAAACAGACGCGAACAUGUCGGUUGGAGAAGCUGGGACGCUCAAUCGUGCCCAGGCAUAACUACUUGCCCAAGAACAAAUUGGUAUGGCUACUACCAUCCAUGGGCAAGAGGGAAGUAGAUCUAAUGCGUGUAUACACAUCUACUUGUGAAAUAAAGCAAAACCGAGUGUUUUUGCGCCA
Molecule: messenger RNA, 2120 nt
Organism: Rhipicephalus sanguineus (brown dog tick)
Lineage: Eukaryota; Metazoa; Arthropoda; Arachnida; Ixodida; Ixodidae
Product: angiotensin-converting enzyme
Exons: 14
Coding region: 122-2059 (645 amino acids)
Biological process (GO): proteolysis
Cellular component (GO): plasma membrane
Molecular function (GO): metallopeptidase activity; peptidyl-dipeptidase activity
Source: RefSeq, a predicted model, not a curated record